AUGCGGCUGACUCGGAGCCGGGCAAUUUAUAUGGUCUCGGCCACUUGGAUUUUCUCGUUGACGAUGGCGCUGCCGUUGUUUCUCGUCUCGGUCCAUGAAAUCCCACCAAAUCGAACGGCUUAUGUCUGCACCGAGGAUUGGGGCUAUUUCAAGGAUGCCGAAUACGCCCAAAAACUCUACUCCCUCCUGGUGCUCUCUCUACAGUACGCCGUCCCCCAAACCGUGCUGAUCAUCACCUACACGUUUAUUGGGUUCAAAAUGUGGCACAGUCGGGUGCCCGGAACGGGGACUUCAUCCACAAAGAAAAUUGUGACGGAAAGGCACGAAAGUGUUAAAAAGCUAAUCCCAAUGGUGAUCCUGGUCUCCGCACUGUUCGCCAUCUGCUGGCUGCCGAUUCUGAUGUUGUUCAACGUCGUGUUGGUCGUCAUGCCCGACCUGGCCAGCAGUGACUAUAUUCUAUUUAUAUGGUGGUUCUGCCACGGCCUUGCCAUGUCCCAUUCCAUCGUCAAUCCGGUGGUGUACUUUUUGCGAAACGCCCGUUUCCGCGAGGGUUUCCUCUUCUUCACCUCCAAAAUCAUGCCCUUCAUCAAGUGCGACGAGCUGCGGCUGCUUGGGGAUAGUCAAAGGAGGAACGGUUCGCAAAGGUCCCUCCAGCCCGCUGGAUUGCGACUAGGCGCCACCAACUCGGCCACCGUAACCCCACUCCUCGAGCGCCAGGUGCUCGUCUACCGUGCCGUCAACGGGUCACGCAACGACAGCCCGCCAAAAGUUGGCGAGUCGCCCAGCUCUCCCGCCCAUUCCGCAUCCACCAAAUCGCUACACUAUACGCCUCCUGACGGCGGAUCGUACGGGUCGAUUGCGACACCGUUA
This is a messenger RNA of Mesorhabditis spiculigera, 870 nucleotides long. The record is from the annotation of a GenBank genome assembly. Lineage: Eukaryota; Metazoa; Nematoda; Chromadorea; Rhabditida; Rhabditidae.